CACUGUGUCAAGCUUUUUAGGUUAUCAGUCAAAAUUUCCAAUUAGAACUGUUCCAUGGGCGCGACGAAAUGAAUCCCGCAUUACGGCCUUUAAUCCAAAGUUGUGUGACAGUGACAUUCGUUCUAUACGCGUUUUUGUCACUGUUCCGGGAAGCUUUUUUCAGUCCCCUGCCUUUUGGCUUCAUACUUACUUUGGGUUUAAUAUGUGCGAUCCACCUUUUAAGAGUGCCAGCUCCAGAAAAAAGUUCAGUAGAGGCAAUAUUUGGUGCGGAGCUUAGUGAACCUGAGGGUAUUAAAGUGACAACUAUCGCCCAUAGAGGUGCAUUAUUAGAUGCACCUGAGAACAGUCUGGCAGCUUUUGAAAUGUGCAAAAAUGAAGGGCCUAUUGCGGUUGAAUUCGACAUUUGCCUAACAAGUGAUGGUGUUCCAAUUGUUUUUCACGACUCAACACUGGAAAGAAUGACUGGUCUGCCUCAAGUAGUUAGUGAAACAAAGUGGGAAGAAUUAUCUAAAAUAGAUAUAUCUGUCAAGCAUUUAUAUAAGGACAGGUAUCCUAACACUAAUAUUCCUACGCUGGAGCAAACUAUUACUCAACUACUAGCAUCAGGGCAAAAAAUGAUUAUUGAUAUUAAAGAUAAUAACACUAAGAUGGUUAAAGUAAUUCAUGAUCUGUUCAAAAAUCAUAAUGAACUGUAUAGCAGAGCUGUGGUAUCAACCUUUUUCCCUAACCUUAUAUACCUGAUUAGAAGGGGUGAUCCGAAAAUAGUGUGUUCAAUGGCCUGGCGUCCGCAUGCUUUCGCUUACACUUCAUACAGUUAUCCAGAAGGAAAGGGUCCCAAAAAAUAUGAACAGUGGUACAAACAUUUUGCCGCGCUUGUAUAUGACGAAAUUGUCGCUUGGGCUUUACCUAAUUUCCUUUACCAUCUUCUAGGGCUCUCAUUUGUACUCCUCCAUAAAGAUGCUGUGACUGCGCAGACAAUUAUUGAGUGGCGGAAAAAGGGCGUUAGGGUGAUGGCGUGGCCAGUUAAUAGUCCAGUUGAAAAACAGCAUUUCGCUCGCAACCUUAAAGUAACAUAUCUAACAGAUACCCUCACUGGUGAAAGCUCCACACAUUUAUUGCCUUAAUUUUUGUAACAACCUGAAAACAUGGAAAAAAAUAUUAUAUUAUUUUGGGAUAUCAAAUUAGCAGUAACAAUUUACAAAUAAAUGGUCUUGAUGUAAAAAUUCAUAGACAAUUAUCAACUCCAAAUGAAUAAAUAUUUUUGUUAUAUUUAAUUUUGGUAACAGAUAAUUUACAACUGUUUUUUAGUUUAAAUUUGAUGAUGGUCAUUUAAACUAAUAAGUAAAACUAAUUUAGUAAAUUAUAUUUUAUUAACAAUAUUUUAUAGAAGAGUAAAAUCGAAUAAUUUCUAAAUAAUUGUUUGGUAAUUUGUAUAAUAUAUUAUUUUACGUAAGAAAAUAUCUUGCCUAUAUAUGUAUUAUGAAUUUUCCUGAAACUAUAGUAUUAUUUUUAACUUUUGACUGAAACAUAAUCUACAAAUUUUUCUUCAUAGACUGUUUCAUUCCUGAAAUAAUAUAGCAAUCAAUAAAUUUUGUUUUAGGAAUAAUUAUCACUUUAUUUAGCAGCUAUAUAAGACUAAUUGAGGAUUAUAAACUAAAGUAUAAUUUAUGUGAUUUUUAAUGUGAAAGCACAAAACAGUUUAUAUAUUUAUGCAUUUAUUUUAAUAUAUUGUAUUAUUUUAUUUAUAUUCAAAACGGACCAAAGUACAAUAAGAUGUAUUAAGUUGUUGGUGCAAUUUAUAAGUUUAAUUAUAUUUAGUUAUGUUUUUAAAAACAUAUGUUAUUUUCAGUUUGAAUAAAAUACGGAACUUAUACAUA
Messenger RNA from Aethina tumida (small hive beetle), 1877 nucleotides. Its product is annotated as glycerophosphodiester phosphodiesterase 1. The record is from RefSeq and is a predicted model, not a curated record. Gene Ontology annotation, biological process: lipid metabolic process. Gene Ontology annotation, molecular function: phosphoric diester hydrolase activity. NCBI's taxonomy places the organism in Eukaryota, Metazoa, Arthropoda, Insecta, Coleoptera, Nitidulidae. Bases 69 to 1124 code for a protein of 351 amino acids. The transcript has 6 exons.